AGCCCACGCUACCCGAGACCUUGCGGAAAACGAGCUUUUCUAAUCCAUCUACAUUAGCCUACUUCUUUCUGUUGACUGACGUCACCAGCGGAGAUUUGAUGACGUCUGGUUUUUGUAUUUAAUGGUGUGGUCCUGCCCAAAACCAAGGUUUCAUACCCCGCGUUUAAUGUCUAGCGGCAGCGAACGGAGCAUCUACUUCGACGCUCCAAUGUAUCACUCACACUCUAGUGAUGAUAGCGGCAAACACGACACUAACACCCAGAGACCAAGCACGUCUGUCUAUCAACAGGGGCGUCACUUAGCGGGAGAUACUGAUAAGGGAUCGGGCAACCAAAUUGAAGCGAAUGGUAAAAGUGAGCGACGAAACUCGAAGAGUCGCAACAAAAAGCCAUCUCGAACAUAUGGCCCUCCCCAACCAAAUAGUCCUGGUAGUGCCAACGGAAGGGGCAACGACCGUGUGGGCGGAACCGCUACUGAGACCAAUAAUCCUGUACGUCCUGAACAGGUCAGACGUACCUCUUCCUUCCACCCCCUCCCAGAGUUUACAGGCGACAAGGACAGGGACGACAAGCCGCUGGCUAAAUCCAAGAGUAGUGGACAUAGCGGUGAUGGUAUAGGGAGAAAAGCCUCCGUUCGCACUGCACGCACGACCGCAACGACCACUACUGCAUUUAUAAAUGGUUCCGCUCUCGCCGGACCAAACGCCGAACCUGGUGUCGAUGAGAACAUCUAUCAGCGUGGCGCUAGCGCUGAAAGAAUCUUAAGCAAGAAGGAAAAGGAAAAAAUUUAUAAAGAAGAGAAGAGGGAAUCCAAACGGCUGUCCAGGCUCCUGAAGCUGGAAGCGGUGGCAGAAAGGACCGCUCUCAAUACAGCUAUUUGUACGCUUGCCUCACUCCAAGAGCAACACAAAGCUGCCAUCAAGCGAGAAGCCAAGGCCGAAGCCGCGCACGCCAAGGCAUUUGCUGCUGUUCAAAAAUCAGAAAGCAAAUACCAUGAGGCUAGGGCGCAAGCCGCCGAGGCACGCGCAAGGGCAGAAGCCCACGUGUUGGAGGAGCGCGCGAAAUUAGAGGGCAAGGAAGCAGAAGUGAAGGCUCAGGAGGAGCGCGUCGAAUCUGAGAGACAGAUUAUUGGGGAAGUAGAACAGCGUUUGGCGGAGUGUGCGCGGGAGGUCGAGAGGCUACGCAUUAUCAAGGCAACAGACGAGCGUGAAAGAAGGGCAAAAAUCAUGGAACUGAAUGGAAAGACACCUGAAGAAUAGGGCAAAAACACGAACCGUCCUUGUAGCCAUUUGCUACCGGGUUCAACAAAGCAGCUUAAUUGUCCG
This is a messenger RNA of Pisolithus orientalis, 1324 nucleotides long. RefSeq lists its product as uncharacterized. The record is from RefSeq and is a predicted model, not a curated record. The transcript is spliced from 3 exons. The coding region runs from base 122 to 1258 and encodes 378 amino acids. Lineage: Eukaryota; Fungi; Basidiomycota; Agaricomycetes; Boletales; Pisolithaceae.